AUGGGUAUUUUAGAGAAAAUAUCUGAAAUCGAAAAAGAAAUUGCAAGAACACAGAAGAAUAAAGCUACCGAAUAUCACUUGGGGUUAUUGAAGGCCAAGUUAGCCAAAUACCGGUCCCAACUCCUAGAGCCGUCUAAGAAAGGAGGUGAUAAGGGUGAAGGGUUUGAUGUGCUGAAGUCUGGAGAUGCCAGAGUAGCCCUUAUUGGUUUCCCCUCAGUGGGUAAGUCAACUCUUCUAUCAACUUUGACCCACACACAUUCAGAAGCAGCCAGCUACGAGUUUACCACGCUGACAUGCAUUCCCGGUGUGAUAGAGUACCGCGGCGCCAACAUACAGUUGCUUGAUUUGCCUGGUAUCAUUGAAGGUGCUGCCCAGGGCAAGGGUAGAGGACGACAGGUGAUAGCUGUAGCAAGGACAGCAGACUUGGUGCUAAUGAUGCUGGAUGCUACAAAGCCCUAUGUGCACAGACAGCUGCUGGAGAAAGAGUUGGAGAGUGUCGGCAUCAGGCUGAACAAGCCUAAACCUAACAUCUAUUUCAAAGUGAAGAAAGGUGGUGGUCUAUCAUUCAACUCAACAUGCCAGCUUACCAAGGUUGACGAGAAAAUGGUGCAAAUGAUUCUGCAUGAAUACAAGAUAUUUAAUGCUGAGGUAUUAUUCCGUGAAGAUGCAACUGCAGAUGACCUGAUCGACGUAAUCCUCGCGAACCGAGUGUACCUGCCUUGCCUGUAUGUGUACAACAAGAUCGAUCAGAUCUCCAUCCAAGAGGUGGAUAGAAUAGCCAGACAACCACACUCUGUUGUUGUUAGUUGUAACAUGAAGCUGAACUUAGACUUUCUAUUGGAAACCCUCUGGGAGUACCUGUCCCUUAUCAGGGUUUAUACUAAGAAGCCAGGUCAGCCCCCAGAUUUUGAAGAUGGUCUCAUUUUGAGAAAGGGUGUAACAAUAGAACACGUUUGCCACUCUAUUCACCGCACGUUGGCAGCGGCACUGAAGUAUGCCUUAGUUUGGGGCACCAGCACCAAAUACUCUCCACAGAGAGUGGGACUCGGCCACACAGUGCAGGAUGAGGAUGUUGUACAACUCAUUAAGAAGUAG
Spodoptera littoralis (African cotton leafworm) is the source of this 1095-nucleotide messenger RNA. The record is from the annotation of a GenBank genome assembly. Lineage: Eukaryota; Metazoa; Arthropoda; Insecta; Lepidoptera; Noctuidae.